CCGUUUCCGCAUCCGUUACGUGUUGUUGCGCGGCCAUCUUGGUUUGGCUUCGCGCUUUCUCGUUGUAAUUUUUCGCGAGUAAUGUUUGAUUACACUUAAUUUCCGUUAUUAUUGUGUGUGAAUUGGAAUAUAGUGAUUUGUGAACAGAGAGAAAUAUUAAAAACUGAAUUAUGGAUCCGGCUAAGAUGAAAGUUGUGGAUCUAAGAUCCGAGCUUGGCGCCCUCGGUUUGGACACCAAAGGGAACAAGCCGGCUUUAGUUGAAAGAUUGAAGAAAGCACUAGAAGCAAAGUCAGGAAAAGUACUGCCUGACACAUCAAUACUCGACACGUCUACAGAAGAUGCAGAUCUGCCAGCUACUCCGAGGCGUACUCCUGCUCCUCGAACGACUCGGAGAUCAUCAUCCUCGAGGCUCGCAGCAACUCCUGCUAAGAUAGUUCCAGUACGUGAAGAACCACCACAGCCUAUACCCGAGGAGCCGAAGCCAGGAGAGCCAUACUCACCCAGUCAGGAAGAUUCUGACAAUGACUCCCCACCUCCCGCCAAAGAGGCGCCUAAACCUGCACCUGUGUCUCCCCCCAAACCUGUGGCCCCCCCCACGCCAGUCGCGCCUCCCGCGCCUGUCGCCGCCCCCGAACCUGUCGCGGCCCCUGUAGCCCCUCCUACUCCUGUCGCGGCCCCUGCUCCCGUUCCUGCGCCCACACCGGUCCCGGCCCCUGAGCCUGUGGCAGCACCUACGCCUGUGCCGGCGCCUGAGCCCGUCGCGGCUCCUGAGCCUGUCGCGGCACCUGAGCCCGUCGCGGCACCUGUUGAAGCAACAGAACCUUCUCCUAAAAAGAAUAAAUCGCUGACAGAAGGAGAAUCAGAACCAAUGGAAGUGCAAGAAAGUGCAAAUGCUGAAGGGGAGGCUUCAGAUAAAAAAGUUAAGGAAGACAAGAUGGAUCAGGAUGGUGAAGAAAAGGGUGAUGAAGAUAAGGAUGACAAAAAAGAUGAUCGAGAACGUGAGCUAACUGAAGAAGAAGAAUGGGACCAAUUAAACGAGCGCCUGCGGAUCCGUGAACAAGAACGACUCGAACGUGAACGGAAACAGGCCGAGGAAGAUGCCAAGCGGUUGGAGGAACUUAGUGAUGACCCAGUCAGGCUGAAUCGUUUGAAGCGCAAGCAUGAAAAGAAGGCUCGGUGGAGUAACUUCUACAGGGCUGUGGAAGUCACUAACGAAGUACUUACACUGCCUGAGGAGGCCCAUUCCAAUAAAGAGAGGAAAGAGUCAACUGAAAUUAAAGUACCAGAGCCUGAAAUUGAUGAAAACAAAAUAACUCUGUCUUGGUACGACAGUGACCUGAACCAGUACAUGGAAGUCCCAGAUUUGAACAGCGUGGUGCCGCUGAGCGAGGGUGCCUUUGCCCACGCGUGGGCCGGCGCCCGCGCCUCACACGGCGUCAAUGCAGGACGAGUAUGCUAUGAGGUGCGAGUCGGCACAGUGGCAACCACAACUGAAAGUGCUGAGAAGGAGCCUGUUGGCUCUGGACUCAGGAUAGGAUGGUCCACUGAUGACUCGUCUUUGCAUCUUGGUGAGGGUGAGCUGAGCUGGGGCUACGAGAGCUCGGGCCGCGCCGUCACCAACUCCGAGUUCAAGGAGUACGGCAAACAGCUCAGCGAGAAGGAUGUGGUUGGCGCUUACUUGGACCUGGAAUCGAAUCCAUGCAAGAUUUCCUACACGUUAAACGGCGUAGAACUGGGUACAGCCUACGAGUUUGACAAGUCAGUUCUCGACGGCAAAGCGCUGUUCCCGCAUAUACUCACCAAGAAUAUGUGCUAUAAAGUCAACUUUGGUUAUGAUAAAUACAACAUGUUAACGAAAACGAAACUCGUUCGCAAACGAGUAGAGAUCCCGGUAGAACAAGUGUUAGAAGAGAAGAGAGCUAUAGAAGCUGAACUGCAGCGGCAGAAGGAAGAGGCCGCGCAGAAGGAAAAGGAGAGAAGGGAGAGAGAGAAGAAGGAGAGAGAGGAACGACAGAGGAAGAAGAGAGAGGAGCGUGAGAAACAAGACCGCGAACGCAAGGAGAAGGAAGAAGCUGAGAGAAAGGAAAGGGGUGAAGAUCAGCCUGAGACUGAAGGUGGAGACCAAGACAUGAGGAGUGAGAAGGAACCAGCUCCCGAAGCUGGUGAGGCAGCCGAGACUGCUGAAGAAAAUGCUGACAAACCUGAUGAGCCCAAGGAGAACGGUGACAAAGUGGAAGAGCAAGAACCAGAGCAACCGGCCGAGGUUAAACCUGAGCCGAUGGAGACGGAGACCAGCGACGCUGCUGCUCCUGAAAACCCUGAAAAUGACGUUAAGGAGGAGCAGGAACCAGAGGGUGAACUCGCAGAGGUGACAGAAGAACAAGUCCUGCAAGGCCAUGUGCUCGACAAGAGAAUCAAAUUCGUUAUUCGAUACACGGCGGAAGAAGAACUUGACGGCACGGAAGUAGAUCUGGUGCCGGGCUACGUGUUCAUUAACCAAGCUGACCUCGUCGACGGUCCCGCCCGACCCAACCGCAUUGCUGACUGUGAGGCGAUCCUCAUGGUGGGCAUGCCGGGCUCGGGCAAGACGUACUGGGCCAAGCAGCACGCGGCGGCUCAUCCCGAGCGUCGCUACAACAUCCUCUCCACAGGGGCUCUCUUCGACCGCAUGAAGGUGGACUGUAAGCCCUUCCGCGCCAGCUACGAGGCCCGCUGGGACGCUAUGGUGUCCAAGUGCGCUAAAUGCGUGCUUAAGUUGUUGGAAAUCGCCAAGGGACGCAAACGGAAUUUUAUCCUCGACCAGACGAAUGUAUAUCCGUCGGCCCAGAGGCGCAAGUUGAGGGAAUUCGACGGGUACCGGCGGGUCGCGGUCGUGAUCGUGACCGACGACGAGACGUACCGCGACCGGCAGAAACGGCGCGAGGAGGCCGACGGCAAGGAAGUGCCCGACGGGGCCAUUGUGGACAUGAAAGCCAACUUCUCGCUGCCCGAGAAGUGCUCGUGGCUAGACGAGGUGCUGUACCCCGAGCUGGACGCCGAACAAGCCAAGCUCAUCGUGGAGGGCUUCCACAAGGAGGCCAAGGCCGCUGGAGUGGUGAGGGAACGCGAGCGACGCGACAGGUCCGCCACCCGCGACGCGCCGCCGCCCAAGCGACACCGCUCCGGCGACAAGCGACAUCCCAGGGACGAUAGACGCAGGGACUUCACGCGAGGAGACAGCAGGGAAGACCGUUGGGGCGGCAGCAGCGGCAGCGGCGGCAGCAGAUGGGGCGGCAGCACGCGAGGGUCCCGCUGGGGCCCGCGCGACUCGCGCCCGCCCGCACCCCCGCCAGCGCGCUUCGACCGGCCCUGGCCGCAGGGCCCGCCGCCACCUAACAGAUACGACAAUGACUUCAACCGCGCGGGCGGCGGUCGUGGUCGUGGCGGUUCCGGGCGGCCGGACCGCGGCGGGCGCGGCGGGGCGCCGGCGGGCGGCGGCGGCGACAGGUUCUCUCGCGACCGACACCACCGACCUAAUGAUAGGCCUGAUAAGCGACACCAUCAACCUGGCGGCGGCAACAAUGUGGGUGGUGCUGGAUCAUGGCAGCGCGGCGGGCAGAUGGGCAACCGCGGCGCCAUGCAGCCCGCGCGCCCGGGGCAGCCGCCGCAUGCCAGGAAUGCGCAGCCCAACCAGAAGGAUGGACCAAAUCAAAACCAGAAUCAGAACCAACAGAAUCAACAAGGAUGGAACCAGUGGGCCGGCGGAUGGGGAGGAUGGGGCAACUGGAAUCAAAAUCAAGGUUGGGGCAACUGGGGUAACUGGGGCAAUUGGAACCCUCAGCAGCAGCAGCAACAACAGCAACAGCAGCAGGGAGCUCAAGCCGGCGGCACCCAGGCCGGCGGCAAACCCGGCCAGCAGCAGUGGCCCGCCAACUACACCGCGCAGCAGUGGUACCAGUGGCAGCAGUGGCAGCAGCAGCAGGCCGGCUGGCCCGGGUAUCAACAAGGUAAUCAGGCUGGCAAUUCGCAGGAAGCGCAACAAGCGUGGGCACAAUACUAUCAGAACUACGGCGGCACGAACGCAAACAACGCCAAUAACGCGGUCGCCGGAAACGACAAGAAGUGAUCCCCUCUCCUCAACGGUACCGCGCGUGACGUCACCGCCGGUACUCUAUACACGACACAAACAAACAUCUCUAUUCACCACGAAUAUAUUCCUGUAUACACGUAGGACAUACCCAUGGAG
Helicoverpa armigera (cotton bollworm) is the source of this 4226-nucleotide messenger RNA. RefSeq names its product heterogeneous nuclear ribonucleoprotein U-like protein 1. Bases 171 to 4106 code for a protein of 1311 amino acids. The transcript has 28 exons. The record is from RefSeq and is a predicted model, not a curated record. Gene Ontology annotation, molecular function: protein binding. NCBI's taxonomy places the organism in Eukaryota, Metazoa, Arthropoda, Insecta, Lepidoptera, Noctuidae.